This is a messenger RNA of Neltuma alba, 2063 nucleotides long. RefSeq names its product protein PECTIC ARABINOGALACTAN SYNTHESIS-RELATED. The transcript has 11 exons. The record is from RefSeq and is a predicted model, not a curated record. NCBI's taxonomy places the organism in Eukaryota, Viridiplantae, Streptophyta, Magnoliopsida, Fabales, Fabaceae. Bases 45 to 1793 code for a protein of 582 amino acids.
UCUGAAUCCUCAUGGACCGGCUCCGGGGAUAAGUUUGACAAAUCAUGGUGCAUCCGGUGCGCGGCAAUGAUGCGGAGCAGAUUGGGAAAACAGAGGGUGCAAAUCUGUUAUACAGUCCGAAGAGGGCCAUGGCUGAGCUGAGACACUCCAGCUCACUUGGAAGCCGAGCCACUUCUUCUCCCUUGAAGCGUGACGGCGAUUCAUCGCCUCUGAUGCCCGAGACUCAACUACUCGACGACGACGACGAGCGUGACCGUCAUUCUUCUAAGGAACGUGAUCGACCCCUUUUUUCUCAUUUCCAGCAUCUGUGUCCGUUCUUUAAUGACGAUGCUAGGGUUUCCUCGCACAAUUCCAGGAUCUCUCUCUUUUUGCUUUUCCUUUUAGUUCUCGUCGGUUUGGUCACAGUAUUUUCAAUUGUGAAUAAAUUGAAUGCCCCUUACUUAUGUAAAAAAGAUGGGAUUGUUCUUCACUGCCCCCGUGUCAAAGAAUCACCUUCUCUUUGGGAAAAUCCUUACUCUGCAACAACAUCUUGGAAGCCUUGUGCAGAGCGCCGGGACGGUGUUAUUUCAGAACUUCCUCUCGAAAAUGAGACAAGUGGCUAUAUUUUCAUCCAUGCUGAAGGUGGUCUAAAUCAGCAAAGAAUUGCGAUAUGCAAUGCUGUGGCUGUUGCAAAAAUAAUGAAUGCCACUCUUAUUUUGCCUGUGUUGAAGCAGGACCAAAUUUGGAAAGACCAAACGAAAUUUGAAGACAUUUUUGAUGUAGACCACUUCAUUGACUAUCUGAAGGAUGACGUUCGGAUUGUCCGUGACAUUCCUGCAUGGUUUACUGAUAAAACAGAGCUCUUUACAAGUAUAAGACGGACGGUGAAAAACAUUCCAAAAUAUGCACCAGCUCAAUUUUACAUUGACAAUGUUCUGCCCAGAAUCAAGGAGAAGAAGGUGAUGGCUUUGAAACCUUUUGUUGACAGGCUUGGAUAUGACAACGUUCCUCCAGAAAUCAACAGGUUGAGAUGUAGAGUCAAUUAUCAUGCUCUGAAAUUUCUUCCUCAUAUAGAGCAGAUGGCUGAUUUACUGGCAUCGAGGAUGAGAAACCGCACUGGCAGUUCAAAUCCUUAUAUGGCUCUUCAUCUUAGGUUUGAGAAAGGAAUGGUGGGUCUGUCGUUCUGUGAUUUUGUGGGGACAAGAGAGGAGAAAGCUAAAAUGUCAGAGUAUAGGAAAAAGGAGUGGCCUCGACGGUACAAGAAUGGUUCGCACCUAUGGCAAUUGGCCCUGCAGAAGCGAAAGGAAGGACGAUGUCCUUUGGAGCCCGGAGAAGUGGCUGUGAUCCUUCGUGCCAUGGGUUAUCCUAAGGAAACUCAAAUUUAUGUUGCUUCUGGACAAGUGUAUGGUGGACAAAACCGGAUGGCACCCCUAAGGAAUAUGUUUCCAAAUCUGGUUACAAAGGAGGAGUUGGCAACUAAAGAGGAGUUGGAUCCUUUUAGAAAGCACGUGACAAGCCUAGCAGCUCUGGAUUUCUUAGUAUGCUUAAAAUCUGACGUGUUUGUGAUGACCCAUGGAGGCAACUUUGCUAAACUGAUCAUUGGGGCCCGUAGAUACAUGGGUCACCGGCUCAAAUCAAUCAAGCCGGACAAGGGGCUAAUGUCCAAGUCUUUUGGGGAUCCCUACAUGGGGUGGGCUACCUUCGUAGAAGAUGUCGUGGUUACCCACCAAACGCGAACUGGAUUGCCAGAGCAGACUUUCCCUAAUUAUGACCUCUGGGAGAACCCGCUGACUCCUUGCAUGUGUAAAGCCUGAUUACAGCAAUUUUACCGGUCCAAGUUUACACUACUUGAUCCCUGUGCCUCUCCAAGAAAUGUACGCCAUCCAAAAAUUAGGUGGUUAGCUGGGGAUCGUCCCUGGGAACGUCAGAAGCGAGGGUGGACUGUUUAGUUACUUUUUCCCCCAGGAACCGUUGUAUUAUCAUAUCAUGAGACGACACCUGUAUUUUGUCUCUGCAUCUAACGUGUAGCAGUUUUGUUAUUUCUUCCUGUUAAAAAGAAAUUGAUUUUCUCUUUGGAAAAAAAA